This is a messenger RNA of Cyprinodon variegatus (sheepshead minnow), 1268 nucleotides long. It is a transcript of the gene psmf1, whose product is annotated as proteasome inhibitor subunit 1. NCBI's taxonomy places the organism in Eukaryota, Metazoa, Chordata, Actinopteri, Cyprinodontiformes, Cyprinodontidae. Gene Ontology annotation, molecular function: proteasome binding; endopeptidase inhibitor activity. The record is from RefSeq and is a predicted model, not a curated record. Gene Ontology annotation, biological process: proteasome-mediated ubiquitin-dependent protein catabolic process. The transcript has 5 exons. Bases 81 to 740 code for a protein of 219 amino acids.
CGCUGUCAGACGUCAGUGAAGGCUUUCGUUUUCCUUUCUUCUGUGUUGAUGUUGCGCUGCUUUGGGCAGAUUGGGGGAAAAUGGCCGGUUUAGAGGUGCUGUUCACCUGUGUCGCAGAUAAAAUCAGGUGUCCGCAGGAUGCCGUAGUUUGCUUCGUUCACUGGGAAAUGAUCAAAGAUGGAUACCGGUGCAUCGGAUCCGGAGACGAGGUGAGGAAAAGAAACGGCGCUUUCCUUCAUAGACGUCUCCAGAUUAAAACCUCUCUUUCUUUAAGUGUAUAUAAAGAUGCAGACAGUUUGGCACAGAAGGUGAGGACUCGGCUGCUGCCGUCCCAAGAGAAACAAACAGCCGGACCAGAGAGGAAGAACAGAAGAGAGGAAGAUGAGGAGUCGCAGCGAAGAAGAGAGUCGGACAGCGACCCGCUCCGAAUGCCCAGCAGACACCCUCGGCAGGGAGUCCAGCCUCACUGGCCCGACCCGUUGGCUCCUCCAUUCGCUGUUGGAGGAGCUGAUCUGGAUCCAUUUGGAUCCCGUGGCGGUGGUGGGAUGAUAGUGGAUCCGUUAAGGUCCGGGUAUCCUCGCUCCGGCUUUGACCCAUCCAGUGGUAUACCUGACAUCCUGCCACCCGGAGCCGUUCCCCCAGGAGCUCGCUUCGACCCCUUUGGACCCGUCGGACGUCACAGACCGGGGCCUGAUCCAGACCACAUGCCGCCGCCGGGCUACGAUGACAUGUUCAUGUAGCGCCGCCGGGUUUCCUGCUUGGACUCGCCUCAGAACUGAGCCAGACGGGGAACCUGGAUGAUGGGUUCGCUUCCCCAAGCUUUCCUCAAAUAAAGAAAAUAUUCAGAACAACAGGUUAGACAAUGUUUCUCAUGUCAGACUUUCAAAUAAAACAUGAUCCUAUCGCUUUACAGUAAAAAAUAAUCCCAUCUACAGAUGAAAACUGACUCACAUUGUGUGUUUUUAACCUGUCUGCCUGUACAACUGAGACAUUUCCUGAAUUUAAAGCAGCUUUUUUUGUGAAGUUGAGUGAAUGACACGAUGAUGGAAAACCAGAAAGCUGAUAAUAAAUUAGGAGGAAAAAAAUGAAAAAAAAAUCGACCUUUUCAAGGUUUGGGUUUCCUGUGAUUUGUUUCAUGCUGAGGAAAUGUUUGCGAGUAAUUUUCAUUUCUUUUGCACAUUUAUAAACUCGGCUCCAGUUAAUUGACCAACAUUGCUGUUUAAUCAUCUUAUUACAAAACAUUCAAAUAAAAAAAACUUUGCAGUCUG